AUGGCGAGCUAUGGCGAGCAAGUGUAUUGCACGCUGCUCAUGAGCGAUGCGUACCUUCCCGGCGCUGCAGUCCUAGCUCAUUCCUUGCGAGAUGGCGGCACUACCAAGAAGCUGGCGGUCCUCGUCACGCUGGACACCUUAUCCGCCGACACAGUCACCGAACUCAAGGCCCUGUAUGACUAUCUCAUUCCCGUCGAGCGGAUUCGAACCCCCAAUCCUUCGAAUCUCUUCCUCAUGGACCGUGCCGAUCUUGCUUUCGCCUUCACCAAGAUAGCCCUCUGGAGACAAGUUCAGUUUAGCAAGAUUGUGUACAUAGACGCCGAUGUCGUGGCUCUACGCGCGCCGGACGAGCUCUUCAACAUUGAUGCUCCCUUUGCGGCUGCUCCCGAUGUUGGCUGGCCAGAUGCUUUCAAUACUGGCGUCAUGGUCCUCACUCCGAACAUGGGUGACUACUGGGCGCUUCAGACUCUGGCGGCCAGUGGAGAUAGCUUCGACGGAGCUGACCAGGGCCUCUUGAACCAAUACUACGAGCACAAGAACUGGCAUAGGCUCAGCUUUACCUACAACUGCACUCCGAACGCCCAGUACCAGUGGGAACCAGCAUACCGGCACUACAAGAGCAACAUCAAGAUGGUCCACUUCAUUGGCAAGGACAAACCGUGGACCAAGGGGCGGCAGAGUCCAGGAGGUGUCUACAACGAGCUUCUGGGACGCUGGUGGGCUGUGUACGACAAGCACCUGAAGGGACAAUCAGUAAAAAGCGUCGACUUCGGAACCACAUCUAUCGAACAUCUAAUUUCAACGCCCCAGAUCAUCGAGCCAGAAGCGCCAACCACUAGUACGGAACUGCCGCUGUCUGACCCUGGAGAGACUGUGGAGAACAUUGACCAAGGCUAUGUAGAGCCGACACCCACGGUUGACCAACGAAAGUUCUCUGCUCCCAUUAUGUCUUGGGACGCGACACGCUCGGAGCCUCCCUCUGAAUCGAAACCUGAGGCAGCCAACUUUCCCAGCCAAACGUAUGAGUGGACCGAAAGCCGAUCCCUCUUUCAAGCGCCGCAGUCAUAUCCAGAACCACCUAAAGACAUGUGGUACCAGGUACCUGAGACGAAACCUACAGUCGCUGACAAGCCAAAACCAAUUUUCCCAUGGGAAAAAGAACGCAGUGUACCGAAACCAACCCGCGUCUUCGCCGAAGAUCUCCCCCCCGCCCCAAUACCUACCGUCUCAGCCUCCGCGGCCUCAAAAUUGGAAGAGAAGGGACCGGAAUCAUCGACCUCGCCGCCACAAACGGCAGAGGAAGGGUGGCAGGCUUUCUCACAGAGCAGCAAUGCCUGGGACAGCGUACCGGGUAUCGAAAGCUAUGUGCGUGCGAUCAUGGAAGCACAGACACGACAUGGAAGACCCUCGCCGGGCAUCGAAACACUAGGGCCGGCUGGUGGACCGUCCAUUCUCUCGCCGACUCUAAGCCGACAAGAGCGUCGCGAGAGCCUUAUAUUGACAGAUUUCCCUACUGCCGUCGAGAGGCCGAGUCUUCCGGUUACGCCUGCACCGAUUCGUCGGCCAACCUUCUGGGGUGAUGAGAGGGAUGAGGCAGGAGAAUUGCCAGCCGCCGAAGGCGUGCCGGACCAAGUCGACUGGGUAUGUCCACAAUGCGGUUUUUCUUCUACGAGCGCUGCUUCGUUUCGUCGCGUACAUCAUCGACUUUCGUCAAGCGCUUCUGCUUCAACCGCCCCGACAUUGGCUCCUACUGUUCAGAGCCCUCAAACCGUGACCGCGCCUCCGGUCAAAAUAAGCCCCUUCAGCGGCGUCAGUUCUCGAGGCGCGCCCUUGGCCUCUUUAACGCCUUCAUACUUUCCGAGUCCAGGUACUGUGAAUGCGCUUGCGAAAUCGCACGGUCUGACUUUGCAGUCCGAAUCUGAUGUUGAUGCUGUUGUUGCACUCCUGACUGGAACCAAACGCUAA
Messenger RNA from Mytilinidion resinicola, 1965 nucleotides. RefSeq names its product nucleotide-diphospho-sugar transferase. Gene Ontology annotation, molecular function: glycosyltransferase activity. The transcript has 4 exons. The record is from RefSeq and is a predicted model, not a curated record. Lineage: Eukaryota; Fungi; Ascomycota; Dothideomycetes; Mytilinidiales; Mytilinidiaceae. Bases 1 to 1965 code for a protein of 654 amino acids. Gene Ontology annotation, cellular component: cytoplasm.